Eruca vesicaria subsp. sativa (arugula) is the source of this 513-nucleotide messenger RNA. The record is from the annotation of a GenBank genome assembly. NCBI's taxonomy places the organism in Eukaryota, Viridiplantae, Streptophyta, Magnoliopsida, Brassicales, Brassicaceae.
AUGAAGAAUAUCAUACUUGUUCUUGCUAUGAUGAUCUUCUUCUCAAGCUGUGUAGUCACAGCAAGCGAAGUAGAGUCAUCAACAACUAACGAAGAGCUCUUUCGAUCGGGGUGGUUCCACCCUAGCUUUCAUCCCAAGCCAUAUGUAAACCCUAGAAAAGUCUUCCCCGGGAUCAUUAGAUGUUUGUCCGACAAAGAGGAGGUAAGUGCAUGUUUUGAUUAUAUCGUUAGAAGUUUUUACACCGGAGCCGAAUGUUGCGAAGCCAUCAAUAAGAUGACCCAAGAUUGUGAGACCGUCUUUGGAUCUUUUCGUAACUCCUUCUACACCGACUUUGUCAAGCUACACUGCUCCAUUGUUGUUGGAUCUACUUCACCGGCUCCUCCUUCGCAGCCUCCUUCAUCAACUCCUUCACAUGCUCCUUUAUAUGCUCCUUCACAUGCUCCUUUAUAUGCUCCUUUACUGGCUCCUUCAUCAGCUCCUUCACAUGCUCCUUCACCAUCUCAGGGAUUUUAG